AUGAGUCGUUUCUCAGCAGAACUUCUUUUUUCGUGUACGUUUUCGUUUCGUGAUUCUCCUUUAGCGGCCGACAAUUGUUGGAAACUACAAGCGUUUGAUGUGGUCGUAUGCACAGCAAUGACGAAGGCACCAGUCAGAACGGCAAUAUUGCCUCAAUGGAUAGCACAACCAAAAGAACAGGUAAGAAAUCAGAUUUCCUUUGGUACGCCGACACGUGCGCUCAGCGUCAAAGUCAUGAUCUGUUGUUGGUCUAUGGCUAAGGGGGCGUGGAGAUACUACUGCGGCGCGCCGCCAUUUCCUUCCAAAUCCAACGUCUGUCCUACUUCAACAUCACCAGCUUUCACAUCGUCUGCCUCUGCUCCGACUAUGUUAACACUUCCUCCACCAGCAACUCCUAGUUCUACCGCGGACGUUGCCGCGAGACCCCACGUGCUUCCACCUUUUCUGCUUCAUCUUCAUGCGCUGCGUUUCCAGCCACGACUUCCACCUCCAUACUCUCGCUUUCUACCUCAACAUUGGCCACCUUUGUUCCUACCUCCACUACUUCCACCCCGUUUGCUGCUGCCUCAAGACCGGAAGAAAACGAACCACUAGAUUUUCGACGUUGUGGCCGUAAGGAAGUUGUAACUGCGUUCUCCGGAUUCAAUUUCGCUGAAUUUUCAAUAGAUGGCCUUACUCCAGGUCGUGCUGAUAAUCGGGGUGCAGACGGACGAGAACCACCUCCUGCAACAUCAGAAUUUUU
This is a messenger RNA of Amoebophrya sp. A25, 742 nucleotides long. The record is from the annotation of a GenBank genome assembly. Lineage: Eukaryota; Dinophyceae; Syndiniales; Amoebophryaceae.